AGCAUUCUUUGAGUCCGAGCGUCAGUUCCUCUGCAGAUCAGCGUUCCAUCUCCACAGGCUUCAGUCUGCUUCACUCCACAGCUCAUUGUUGCUGAAGUUUUAUCUCAGCCUCUCCAGCCUGCAGAACUCCAGCCUCUUUAAGCUCCAAAGCCUGGCCUCCAGAAUGGAGUCUGCUACAACAGAACUGCCCUUCCUGCUGUCCAAUCAGUCGUCAGAGAGCUGCUCCAUGGACUCAAUGACAGAAAACACCUUGUUUGGCUGCUUCUAUAUCCUGGUUUUCUUUCUGGCUCUGAACGGUAACAGCCUCGCUCUCUGGAUCUUCUUCCAUCAGCGAGGCUCUUCCUCUCCAGCUAACAUCUUCCUGAUUCACCUGGCUGUGGCAGACUUAUCCUACGUGAUCAUCCUCCCCCUGAGGGCCACCUACCACCUCACUGGAGGUCACUGGCCCUUUGGUGAGGUGCCCUGCAGAGUGGCUGGCUUCUUGUUUUAUGUCAACAUGUACGCCAGUUUGUACUUCCUGGCUUGUGUGGCCGGGGAUCGCUACCUGGCUGUAGUUCACGCCGUGAGGUCGCUGAAGGUCCGCCGUGCUCGCUAUGCUCAUAUUAUCAGCUUCUCUCUGUGGGCCCUGGUUACAGUCUCAAUGGCGCCGCUGCUGAUCACUCACCAGACUGCAGAGGUGGACGGCGUGACGGUGUGUUUGCAGCUGUACAGAGAGAAGGCCACGCGCAAUGCACUCAUCUCACUGGCAGUGGCCUUUACCCCACCUUUCCUUGCCACCUUGUCCUGUUACCUCCUCAUCAUUCACAGCCUGCGCCAAGGCUCCAGGCUAGAACCGGCGCUCAAAAUGAGGGCUCUGCGCACCAUUGGUUUAGUCAUGCUCAUCUACGUGGUCUGUUUCCUGCCUUAUCACGUGAGCAGGGCCACGUUUAUCCUGGGCUACAACCAUCCCGACAUCUCCUGCCAAACACGCAGAGGUCUGAGCUUGGCCAACCGCCUCACCUCCUCUCUCACCUGCCUGAACGGCACCAUGGACCCGCUGGUUUACCUGUUUGGAGCAGAGAAGUUCCGUGGCACUCUAAUGCGAUUAUUCUGCAAAGAUAGGGCGGGUGUUUCAGGGGCAACAAGCGGGGAGUUAAAGGGAACUCAUGAGAGCUCUGUGAGCGCCAAGUCAGAGUUUUGAGGAAGAGAAACUGAAACUUGAUCUUUGGCAUUGCCGUUUCAUGCAGCACAAGCUAAACCCUGCGUGACUAUCAGAUACCAGCUUUCAGAAUGAGUUCCCUUACCUUUGAUUCAAGUCUUGGUCCACCAGACCUGCACAGGGGCCCUGAGGGCAAUAAGAGCUUACAACAGUGGCAACAGUGGAUUUUCUGUCAAAACUUUUAAGAUAUGGCCUUGGUUGUGGUUCUCUAUGACACUACACAGGAUAAAACAACUAAUUUUCAGGGCUUAUAGCUCCUUAAACCCUAAAACUGCCAGAUCAGGCUACAAUCAUGCUAACAAUAUGAAGUUUGACCUUGACGUGAAAGACACAUGCCAAUUUCAGACCAAAGAUUUGCGACGAGACGAGUCUAACGUUGCCUGUGACAGGCCACUCUGCAACGUUCUUAAAGCUGACCAGUUCACACCGCUGUGAGGAGGUGAGACACUGCAUUACUACAGCAAAAACAAACACUGUCCCAGUUUCUCACUGUUUUUGUAUCCAUAUGUGUCUGAACACAAAAAAGUUUUGCCAGCUCUUUCUUGUAUUGACCAUAUCUACUGAGAAUUUUAGUUUUUACACGGUACCUCUAAAUGAACAAAUAUUUGUUGCCAUUUAGGCUUUCAAAACGAGAUUCCCAUUUCCUGCUUGCAAUAUCUUGCAACUACCUUUCUGCUAAGCUAAUUGCAGGUAACAUCAUUGAUGACCUGAUUCGAGCUAUGACGGCUCAUUUGGGACAAAUGCAACCGUUGCCAGUGACGUUCUAAAUUGGCCUUGUAGCGUCACAAACGUUUGGUCUGAACUGGUCUUAAGUUCUUAUGUAGUCUUUGCCCAGUUAUUAGCUGUCAUCAUGUUGGUUUUAGCACCAUUUUUAUUUAUUCUAAAGAACAGAGUAGCUCCUGCCGUAAAAGUCUACAAGACCCUACCACCUGUUACCAUCAAGAGCUUUCAACAGCAGAAAAUGCAGGUCCUAAAACAUACAUUUUCCAGAAACCCAAGAUGGAGACUGCACUUCUUACUCCAUUCCCUACAGGCUUCCUGUUUAUGUUAAAUGUACCAUGUACAAAGUUGUAUGUUUGCUAUAAGUAUAUUAUAUCCUAUACUAGAUUUGAUUACUGCUCAUUUGUUGACUUUAUUAUGUCGUUUUUAAUACAGACUUGUUUUUUUUUGGUUUGUUUGUUUGCUCUCUAUGCAUCAGUGAACUUUUGGCGUCUCCACCAGCAAGUCCAGUUUGAAACAUGGCAAAGACUAUUGACUGGAUGGAGCUGAAGUUGUAAAUAUUUAUGUUAAAGAUUUUAAUUUGUCUCAUUUCUUGAUUUGUGACCCUGUUCGCUGAAUACCACACCCUUUAUACACUCUGAAGUUCACAGAAGCAUGUUGGUUUCAAGGUAAAGACAAUGUUGAAGUGCCUUAAAUCUGUACUCUGUCUAAUGGACUGAUUACAGCAAGGGAGUUGCUUUUCCCCUAAUGGCUUUGCAGCCUUAACUGCUAUUGUCAGGCUUUCCUAAGAGUUAAACAGCUGCUAAAGCCUGUUUGUGACUAGAAACUUCCAUAGGAAACUAUCGACAACAACAGAGGUGUAGUAUGUCCAGCUUCUAAGCCAAAUAUGGCCCCUUAGGGCUCCAAAAAGCAAGACUGCAACAGCCAAAAUCCAACUCAAGGCUUUAAACAAAAGGCCACAAAUCAAUGGAUGACAUUAAUGUGGCCACUUCCUCUUCUUUCAUGCGCUAAAGCUGACGACACUAAUGCACUAAUAAAGAUGUUGCAAUAGAUUAAUUCUGCAUAGUCAAACCCUUUACUGUUUCUUUAACAACAUAUCAGUGUCUCAUUAACUGUGGUGCUUUUAGUCAUAUGGAGGUUCCAGGCAAAGAUAAGCCUAUUCCCCAUUUGGCUUAAAGCAAUCAUAGCUCACCAACAGAAUAUUUAGAAGUAUCUCUUCCCAGACUACAGGAUACACUUGCAUCUGAUACUCAAAUACCCAACAGGACUUCACCAACUCUUACAAGAGCAUCACAACUCAUCACAUCAUAAUAUUUGAACGUCUCUAGGCCAGGUGGAACUUCAGAAUAGAAAACAGAAUAAAAUAGUCUAGUAGUCUAUAUCCGUUCUCCUGCUACAAGUUAUACAUUUUCAUGACUUGAAUGCCAUUUUACCACACAGUAAUCAACCUUUUAUUGUUUCAGUAUGUCUUUGAGCAUCCAUCUCGGUAUAAUUUAAUAGAUAUAAAGAUAUUUAAGGCUUUUUGAGGGAUUUGAACCUUUCAUUUGGGGCCAGGGUCCUCCUAAAGAACUAUUAAUGUCUGUUUAGAUGCUAUUUUAUGCACUUUUUGCCCCUUCUUCAAAUUCAAAACAUGUUUUAAUCAUUGAAAGUAAGAUUUUAGAUGUGUACCUCAUAUUUGAUGCCCACAUAUCAGGACUAUAUUUUAGGCCCCUGGUGAUGACCUUAAUUUAAGAGGUAAUUAGCAAAAGUUAGCAUGCCAACACCAAACUCUGAUUUUAACUUAAACCAUAAUCAUAAUUAUUACUGCAGUGUAAACGAUGCAAAAUAUCACAGACAACAACGCAUCUGUAGAUGUUUGCUUUACAUUAACAAAUUUGUGACUGAAUAUCUCAUUCAAAUGAACAACUUAAGUUAAAUAUACUCAUUUUGGUGAAAAUGUUGUUACAUGCUGUAUUAUUGGGUUUGUUAUGGUGAUAUUUACUUGUAUAUACUAAGCACAUUAUUGUGGGAUAGGAGUAAACUUAUGCCAGUUUUCUAAGAGUCCUGUUUGUAUUUGAAGUCUAGUUUUUUGUAUGAGUUUGUCAAUGGCUUUUACACAUCUCUUGAAGAUGCGUGUAUCAUGUUGACUUUGCCUUUGCUAGACAAAUCUUUACUGUACAUAUAUGCAUUAUUUCUAUGUUCCUAACUCUUUUACGCUAUGCAUUUAUUUUUAUUUUCUGUUUAAUGCUCUUGCACUGUUGCUGUUACUAAAUUAUAAGUGUGUUUUGUUUUUUA
This is a messenger RNA of Cheilinus undulatus (humphead wrasse), 4192 nucleotides long. It is a transcript of the gene gpr17, whose product is annotated as G protein-coupled receptor 17. The transcript has 2 exons. Gene Ontology annotation, molecular function: G protein-coupled receptor activity. Gene Ontology annotation, cellular component: membrane. The record is from RefSeq and is a predicted model, not a curated record. Gene Ontology annotation, biological process: phospholipase C-activating G protein-coupled receptor signaling pathway; positive regulation of Rho protein signal transduction. Lineage: Eukaryota; Metazoa; Chordata; Actinopteri; Labriformes; Labridae. Bases 164 to 1180 code for a protein of 338 amino acids.